This is a messenger RNA of Dentiscutata erythropus, 297 nucleotides long. The record is from the annotation of a GenBank genome assembly. Lineage: Eukaryota; Fungi; Glomeromycota; Glomeromycetes; Diversisporales; Gigasporaceae.
AUGGUAAAUCUAUUGUCAAAGGGGAUCACAUAUACACCCAUUUACAGCAGUUUUUGGACGUGUUGUCUUGUUUUUGAAAACAAAUACACCUAUUCUAAUAAAUUUCUUGUCUUAAUAAGGUCCAUGAAGAUGAUAUACCAAGUUCGACAAGCACCAUUAAAUAGUCAUAGAGCCAGUUCAUUAUCACUACUCAAUUCAUCUUUGUUUGUUAUGUCUUCACUUACUGCAAUAGAUAUUGAUGAGGAAGAUUUCAAUCGAUUUAAACCAUUAUUGCAACAUCUACAAAGAGAAAGCUGA